AUGGAGUGGUCUACUCUAGAACUGAAUUUAAUUUCGUGCAGAGAUCUGAAAGCCUUUAAUUUAUUCCAGAAGCUCUCAGUCUAUGCAGCAGUCUCCAUUUUUAAUGAUGAAGAAACUAAGGAACAAGAGCUGCAAAAGAGUCCGGUAGACGAAGAAGGAGGUAGGCACCCGGAAUGGAAUUACACGAUGCAGUUUGAUCUCAAAGCUGUCUCACUUGCUGAUCAUCUUUUUCUCAAGUUCAAAUUGCGAUGUGCCGGUGUUGUAUUUGGCAACCGAACUGUGGGAGAAGUGCGUGUUCCAUUGAAGGAUUUGAUGGACGAUGAGUUGAACAGCAGCGUCAGGUUUGUAAGCUACCAGGUUCGAAGUGGUGAGGGGAAGCCUAAGGGAGUGUUGAACUUCUCAUACAGGUUCAGAGGGAAGGAAACUGAUUGUCCGAGAGCAGAUAAAGUUACGGAAGGUGAUGAUGUCCGGCUGCAAGAGAAGAAGAGCUUGUAUCCUUCACUGGAUGAUAUCCGCUCUUCUUCACCACCAAAGAAGGCGCCUUCUCAAGAGUCUUUCUAUCCUAAACUAGAUUUUUACCCACCGCAAUUCCCAGCCUUUGUAGUUAAUCAUGGGGAAUACCAUCCUCCUCCAUCUCCAUCGCCAUUCUUACAAAAUCCAGCAGGACUGCAUUGGUAA
Messenger RNA from Mercurialis annua (annual mercury), 678 nucleotides. Its product is annotated as protein SRC2-like. The transcript has a single exon. Gene Ontology annotation, biological process: defense response. The coding region runs from base 1 to 678 and encodes 225 amino acids. NCBI's taxonomy places the organism in Eukaryota, Viridiplantae, Streptophyta, Magnoliopsida, Malpighiales, Euphorbiaceae. The record is from RefSeq and is a predicted model, not a curated record.